This is a messenger RNA of Moneuplotes crassus, 554 nucleotides long. The record is from the annotation of a GenBank genome assembly. Lineage: Eukaryota; Ciliophora; Spirotrichea; Euplotida; Euplotidae.
UAAUAAAUUAUAAUUCAAGUAAGUUUUCGAUCAAAAUGGCCACAGUCGGGAUAAUUUAUCAAAAAGGCUUAACUGCCAGAGUGCCUCUGACCCCCUCUUUAGACCAUAAAUGGGAUACUUAAGUAACGAGACUCCCAGAACUCUGGAUGAUAUUGAUAAGUUAGCGAAAACUAUGAACUAUUUGGCCAACACUUUGGGUGAGGAGAAGGCCAAGCAGAUUGAGCAAAGUCCUGAAGACUUCUACAAUGGAAAUAAAUUCAGAUAUUUCCAAGUGAAAGGAUACCACAGGUCUGUCCCCUUCAGUAUUGUGGCUACUCUUGCAGGGGUAUUCGCCGUUGGAGGCUACAAGAAUAGUAAUAUGCUGAUGAGGAGACAUCCCUUCUUCGUAUUUGGAGCAGGUGCAUGCAUCUUUAUCGCUUCCCAUAAGUUCUUCGAGAGGAGAGCCGGUUACAGGACGGAUGACUAUUAUGCUCAUGUCUACGCCAAGUACUUGAUAAUGACUAGGAAUUUGAAGAUCAAGGGUUAAUUGAAUACAUCUAUGCAAUUUUGUAAUA